Molecule: messenger RNA, 6441 nt
Organism: Mizuhopecten yessoensis (Yesso scallop)
Lineage: Eukaryota; Metazoa; Mollusca; Bivalvia; Pectinida; Pectinidae
Product: protein LMBR1L-like
Exons: 15
Coding region: 143-1645 (500 amino acids)
Biological process (GO): signal transduction
Molecular function (GO): transmembrane signaling receptor activity
Source: RefSeq, a predicted model, not a curated record
AAUAACAAAUGGAAUUAUGGGUAAUUUAUUCAAAUGGCGGAAUGAUUACAAUGCUGACUAUGGUUCCACUUCAGUGAUUUGUAAAGAAGGGAUGACCGACUUAUUUGGUACUCCAUGAUUUUGACAGACACAACAUAUUAAAAUGGAAAACGACGUGGAUGUAGAUAAACGUGAGGAAGUGUUCCACAACGCUGUCCGAGAAUACAUCAUAUUCAUGCUGCUCUUCAUCCUGCUGUAUGUGAGUUCCUACAUAACUAUCUGCUAUUUCAAAAGAAAAGCUGAUUCUGAUGACACCUAUGCUGGUGGAGAGGAAGAUGCUGUUGUAUACAGAAUAGCGUUAUGGCUGUGUACAUUCACUCUGUCCGUGUCUGUUGGUGCUGUUCUGCUGUUGCCCAUAUCUAUCAUAUCCAACGAAGUGCUGCAUCACUAUCCAAAAAGUUAUUACGUCAAGUGGCUUAACAGCUCCCUCAUCCACGGAUUAUGGAAUAUGCAGUUUGCCAUGUCCAAUGUUUCACUGUUUUUCUUCAUGCCAUUUGCAUAUUUUUUCACGGAAUCUGAAGGUUUUGUAGGGUAUAAAAAGGGUGUAAUGGCGCGUGUCUACGAGUCUGUCAUUGUCCUCUUCCUACUCACCCUUGUUAUUGUGGGUUGUGUGUGGGUCGUGUCUGCAUGUUUUGAUGAAGACGUCCACAAAAAACAGAGAUUAUUUGAUCUCCUUUCAGAUAUCUGGAACUUCUAUUUGCCGUAUAUUUACGCAAUCAUAUCAUUUAUUGGAGUCAUUGUCUUACUUUUAUGUACACCUGUGGGUUUUGCCCGAAUGUUUACUGUGAUGGGUAAACUUGUUGUUAAACCAAAGUUUUUAAGAGAUAUAGAUGAAGAGUUUGCAACUUUAAAAAUGCAAGAGGAAAGUAUACGUAGGAAAAUAGACUGUGAAUUACAUCACCAACAUAGCACUAUAGCAAAUGGCCAUGCUACAUCAGGCUCCCUACAAAAACAGCUGGAGGAAAUAGAAAAAGAUAAAGCUGAAUUAGAAAAAAGGAAAAAGAUAUCUCCCUUGAGAAGGAACCUUGGAUAUCCCUUGGUUAUCCUUGCUUUGUUAGCAUUAACAGUAUUGUGUGUGUUAAGUGUGGCACACCAUUUCUUUGAACUCCUAGUUGGAAUCAAAGCCCUUCCAGUCGGAGCCAAGGAGACUGUGUUAGGAAUCUCGUCCUUGUCUGCUCUGGGGUCUGUUGGUGCUGUCCUGGAGAUUGUCCUAAUCCUAUAUGUCAUGUCUGCCUCUAUAGAGGGAUUCUACUCGCUGCCGUUCUUUAGGCGACUUACACCAGAGCCACACAAUACCUCCAUGGUUCAGACCAUUGGCAACUGUGUUGUGCUGCUCAUCCUUAGCUCAGCCCUGCCAGUUCUGUCUCGGAUCAUGGGUAUUACAAACUUUGACCUGAUCGGGAACUUUGGCAGUAUGGACUGGCUGGGUAACUUUUACCUUAUUCUUACUUGUAAUGCUGUUUUUGCCACGACAACUACUAUGUGUUUGACCAACAAGUUCACAGGGACAGUGCGGUCAGAGGUGUUCAACCGACUGUGGACCUGGGUGUCACAAAAGGAAAAAAAACAAAAACCUCAAAGUUACACAUCCUUCAAGGAUGAUUAAUUCCAUGUGGAAGAAGAAAUACAAUCCACACAGAUGACAAUCCAUUUGCAAGGCAAUCUACGCAAGAAAUCCAGACAGGCACUAGAAUUACAUUAAACGAGAAGGCCACCCACCUAAAAAUCCUAACAGAGAUUCCACACAAAGAGCAUCGCAUUCCGGAAUUGGGCACAAAGACAAUCACACUAUGAAAUUCUGCGCAAAAAGAGAAUAAGGUUCUUUGAUUAAUUUGUUAAUUAACAUUUUAAACUGGUACAAUAGUUAUAAUUGGCACUAUUUGCCUAAAAAUAUGGAGAAAGAAAAACAUCUGUAUACAUUGAUCUCUGAACAUGAUGCUAGACAAAUUUUGACAGUGAUGUCGUUAAUACCGUUUAGAGGUUAUCAUUUGUAAGGACUUAAGUGUGUGAUAUUUUUAUGGUCUGACCACAAUCUUAAAUGCUUGUUAUGUAGUUAAACAUUACAAUUAUCUAUAUGACACUGUUAGUGGUAUACUGUUGAUGAUCGUACAAGUGACUAGACCAUUACUUAACUUUAUACGGCUAGAUACCAGCAAACAUCAGACAUACUGGUGAUACAACUAUUACCUGGUAGUAAUGUAUUGGUGAUCACACAAUAAGAUAGUAAUAUAGCGCUAGUGAUCACAAUAUUAGUAAACUCAACAUUACACUAUUGUACUAAUGAUCACAACAUAAGUUAUAUAGCGCUAGUGAUCACAACAUUAGUAAACUCAAUAUUACACUAUUGUACCAAUGAUCACAACAUAAGUUAUAUAGCGCUAGUGAUCACAACAUUAGUAAACUCAACAUUACACUAUUGUACCAGCGGUCACAUUACUAAUAAAUUACACUGUUAAUAUUACUAGUAAAUUCACGAUUUUACUACUAGUUGUAACUGUGCUAGUGGUCACACUUUUAGUAAUACUAGUAAACUCGCUAUCAUACCAUUACUAAAACUUGUUAACUCACCAUUGCACUUACUAUUAGUAAUACUAGUAAACUCGCUAUUACACUGUUGUACUAAUGAUCACACUAUUAGUAGCAAUAUUGCUAGUGGUAGCAGCACUUAAACUCGCUAUUUGACUAUUAGUUUCACAAGUGAUCAUACCAUUACUAAAACUUAUUAACUCACCAUAACACUUUUAGUAAUACUAGUAAACUCGCUACCAUACCAUUACUAAAACUAGUUAACUCACCAUAAGUGACAGUGAUCACACCAUUACUAAAACUUAUUAACUCACCAUUACACUUUUAGUAUUAGUACUAGUAAACUUGCCAUUAGUAACACUAGUUAUCUCAUCAUUAGUGACAGUGAUCAUGCUAUAAUUAUACAAGUGAUCAGUGUUAAGCCUAGCAAUGCAAAUAUCUGAUGUUAUUGUUUUUCUGAGAGAAUUGGCUUUAUUUAUGUAUGGGAUUUUUCUUUGAACAAAAAAACUUAUUUAUAUGCAUUUUUUUUAUUUAUUUUGAUGGAAUGAUUUUUUUUUUAUCAAAUAUAUGUUUUUGUAAUAGACAUAUGGGAAUGAAUUUGUUACAAGAGGUAUUUGUAGCAAAGCUAUGUAAAAAGUACAAUUGUUAUAACAUGUAUUGUGAUAUAAAGGUCAGUUAUGUACCGAUGUAUGUUGUAUUGCCUUGAUAGGCCAGAGGUGCCAUGUUGAGUGGCAAAACAUCUCAUUGUUUAGUGGUGCUUAGAAAAAUACAAAUUAAAGGAAUAGAUGGUGUUCAGCUAUGACACAGAAUGGGAAGGAAAAGUUGUUGAGUGAUAUACAUAAUAUAUAGUUUGUGUGAUUUGAAAUUAAGCAUUCUAUAAUACUUUUGCCAAUGUUUUCAUUAAUGCCAUUUUGACAUCAUCAUCAACCAUUGUGUUCCGAUUGUGUGUUAUAUUUUAUACUGAGAUGUCUAAUUUUGCUAAAUUUCUAUAUUUUAGAGACCGAAACACUGUUAUAGGUAAUAACUUCAGCAGAACAGCACCAUACACAGUAAUGAUCAUAUACUUGUUAGUAAACCCAAACUCUACAAUUCUAUGCUGAAGGAAUUGUAAACUAGCUUGUAAGGAGUGUCCCUUGGCCAAAAAGAGUUAAAAUUGUGUGAAUUAAUGGUGCAGCUGUCCUGGGGCUGGAGGGGUAAAACUUAAAAAAAUAAUCUGAAAAACUGCUUGACAUAGUUAAUUUAAUUGACUAUAGAGCAACUCUUGGGCAAUCAGAAUCAGUUUUGUAUAGGAAAUUGGUGUUGACAAGGUGUCCAGGUACUGUUGACAAGGUGUCCAGGUACUGUUGUGUCCAGGUACUGUUGACAAGGUGUCCAGGUACUGUUGACAAGGGUGUCCAGGUACUGUUGACAAGGGUGUCCAGAUACUGUUGACAAGGUGUCCAGGUACUGUUGACAAGGUGUCCAGGUACUGUUGACAUUGAGGUUGGUUGAUGUUAACAAAAAUUACUACAAAUGUUCCUGUUAUUACGCUGAUGUGUUAUUAUUGUAAAAAGUUGCAGCUCAAUUUGAAAUCCAAGAUGGCUUCCAUGGUCUUCAAUUGUCAGGAACAUUUCAGCUUCUUUUCUAGUUUAAAAGAAUACCAAAAUAUAGGCUAACAAUUUAACUGUACUUUGUGAAACUAUAUAGAAAAAAAGAGAUGCACAUUUAUAUUACUGUAAUAUACAUUUCAAUUUUAGCUUGUUUCCAGGUCGUUAAUUCAAUUUUUCAUAGGUACUUCAGAGAUGAGUGUAAAUGAGGUGAGUUAUUUCAGCCUCUUAUUUAAAUGUAUGCCAACUGGUUGUACAGUGAACAUAGAAAAUCAAAUCCUUGAUGCCCAGUGACUAAUAGCAAUUACUUAUAACGUAUACUAGUGGACAUAUGUCAGUAGAAUAAGCCAAACUAUUAUGUUUCAUGAGAGAAUAAUUCCCACUUCAUUCAAAAGGAGUUAAUAUGUAGUAUGUAUAGUAAUAUGGUGUAUGUAUUUGAUAUCCAUUGGUAUAGGAAUAUUACAUAUGCCAGUAUUUCAUUAUGUAAUGAGAAGUGUGGCGAGUAUCACUACACUACACACAAAUCCCUGUACAGCAACAUAGUAGCAAAACAUAAUAGUCAAUAUAAUAAAUUGCUAACAUAGAAUUGAAUCCAAAUUAUUUUUAAAAAAUAGGGGUAAAUAUUUACUAAAUUUUGCCUCAUCUCUUUCCUAUGCAUGUACUGUAUGCCAAGUAACAUAAGUUCAGACAAGGCCUCUUGUUUCACUGUAGUGUUUAAGGGUUAUUCACUCUGGUGUGUUUUGAUAAUAUUUUCAUGGCUUUUCUAGGUUGUCAUCUCUCAGAUGAAGACAAUUAUUCAGUGCUCUUAUCUCCGUAAUAUCCACAAUAGAUCUUAUAUCAAGGUACCUUUUGUUUUAAAAAAAGAUUAAUGAAAUUUAGUGUGUGAUCUUGUAUCAGCCCCUCUUGUGAUUUUACACUGUCCCAAAAUAGAAUCAUUAUAAGGGACCUACCUUGCAUUGAAUGUGGGGAAAAAAGAUGGGACUAUGUACCUUAAAUUUCUAAAUGACCCUCAUAGGUAGGGGUAGUUGUAGGUCAAUCAGAUGUUGUUAUUAUGUUUUCCAAGAGAAUGUGGACUACUUACUUAGUUGAGAUUCUCAAAUCUGGGCCAAACUUGAACAAGUCUUCCUGGAAAGCAACUCUUAACUUUUACUGACGAGGUGUUGUUUUCAUGGGACACAAACAAAGUGAGACUUUUUUCUGUAGUUUUGUAUAAAUGAGAUUAUGUAUGAACUUGCUUUAAUAAUAUUGCUCACUUUUUAAGCCUGAAAAACAUGUUGAAUAGGUUGGCUUCACAGAAUAUAUGAUUUAUAGGUAGGAUUCAUAAAGAUAUAAAUUUCAUUGUCAUGUAUAUUCAGCAUAAUAUUAUCCUUAACAAAUACGAUGAAUGUUGCUACUGACCUGAUUGUAAUAAUGAAGUGCUCUUUUUAAUCAAUCUAUUGUGUCUUGCCUGUAACAAGAAUAAGCUAAUGCCAAAAGAUAGGUUGUGUUCCGAUGAUUAGUGUUCCUUUAAGUUAGUACAUAACAGGUGAUGACUGUUAGGUGUUGCAUCAUUGGUGUAAAUUUGGUCUCUGCUGUGUGGUCUUGAGGUGUAUGGUAUGACCCUAUAUGCCUUUCUUGUGACUCUGGGUACAGCAUUUGACUUUAAUUCUGUGUAGUAAUAUGUUUGGCAAACUUAUGUAAGUCUCAGUUGUGAUGUUUCUGCUGAAGUAGCCAUGAGCUUCCGUACGGCUGAUUUUAUCUUGUAUUUGUAUAUCAAGGCCUUCCAUUAUGUUGCUAAGAAAACAAACAUUAAUCGAUUAUGAAAAUAUGUAGUUUAAAUAGAGGCUUCAUAAAAUGUCACAAUAAAAUGAAAGAUAUCACAAUUAGUUUGUUCAAAGAUAGGUCUGCUAAUUUCACAAGUGACUUAUGAAUUAUUUCCCUUUGAAACAAAUACCAUGGCUACAUAACGCUAAAGCAUGUCUAUUAUUUGCUCAAACACAUGAUUAGUAUUCAGUAUAAUUUUUUUUACAUAUGAACAAGAGACGCUGACACAAUUGAAAAAUUCAACACUGAGAAAACAGCAAAAAGACAGACUAUGUCUUAUUCUCAUAUACAAAUUUAAAACUAAUUGAAAAAUGGACAAAACAAACUAUUUGAUAGACAAAAAUACAUCUCAAAAUUGAUACAUGUAUAUAGAUCUAUUAAAUGAGUAUGAUUUGACCUUUUCUGUACCAAUAUCUGACCCCUGUGGUCUUCCCACAAUGCUAUCAUUGAGGGCUAUCACAACUUACAGUUCCAGUGUCAGUGCUGU